AUGACUGGACUUGGAUCGAUGAGUAGUAGUAGUAGUGGCAUUCGGAAUGACGGCACGGCGGCUCUUUCGGGCAGCAUGAGAAGAAUCGUCAGUAGCUCGAAAAUGAAAAUGAGAAUGCCAUUAGAACUCAAAUUGGAACGACUCGUCGAACACGAAAAUGAAUCCAGAUCCUCCUCACGAUCGUCGUCACAUGAACAAUUAUUUUCACAACAAGAAACACAACAACAAUCAGCAUCAUCAACACGCAACACUACUAUACAUUCUUUACCACAAGGCACUCUACAAAAAUACGGACUCGGAUUUCAAAAAUAA
Seminavis robusta is the source of this 312-nucleotide messenger RNA. Lineage: Eukaryota; Bacillariophyta; Bacillariophyceae; Naviculales; Naviculaceae. The record is from the annotation of a GenBank genome assembly.